Molecule: messenger RNA, 4802 nt
Organism: Lepisosteus oculatus (spotted gar)
Lineage: Eukaryota; Metazoa; Chordata; Actinopteri; Semionotiformes; Lepisosteidae
Source: RefSeq, a predicted model, not a curated record
GUGUGUUUCCUCACUGUCAGAGCGCAUAUGAAGCCUGGUGACGUCUGCAGAAACAAUGACUGCUCCACAUUUUAUGUUUCCUUGAACUUUUCUGCACAUUCUUUUAUUUGAUUUCACAAUUUCUUUGUAGUAGCCAAAGUCUUCCUGUUUCACUUGGUUCAAUUGAGCCAGUGGUUCUUAACUCUGGUCACAGGGCUCUCUGUGUCUUGUUACAAUGCUACACAUUGAAAACACUUUAGCUUAGGGAUUGCAAAUGACAAUUUAAACAUUUUGUAAAUAUAACUAUUGAUUUAUUAUACUAAUCCUGAUCACAGCAGGAUACAUAUCCUUGUUAUUUAUUAAUUUUGAUCCUAUUGUCAGAAUAUCAUUAAUAAUGUGUUGAUAAAUUAUCUUAACAUGAAACAUCACUGUUUUAUCAGUGUUGUAAAAAAACUAAUUUUCCAUCUGAUUUUGAAAAAUUUCACUUUACCCUAUAUGCAUUAGGUGUAUUAAGACAAAAACCAGUGGAAUGUGAUCUUCUUCUUUAAAUUAAAAUUGAACUGAAACCUUUCUGUUUUUGGACAGCACUGUCUCAGAAAGUAGCAACAAUGUUUCCACAUGAAUACUCUGAUCAGAAUUUAAAGCAUCUGUAAUGGUCUGUUGUUCCUGGACACCUACAGUAUAGUUGUGUAUGUACAUUUUCCAUUCUUUGUCCAGGGCUUGUUAUAUGCAGUAUUUUUGGUAUAAAUGUAAAAAGCUCCUUGUUCUUAGUGAAACCGUGAAAAAAAAUAAAACCAGAAUAAGGCUACAAUAAAACUAGUAUGAAGGUGUUGUUAAGACAAAGCUUGAUAAUACAAUCGUUCUGCUGAAAAAAGUUACUUUUCUCUUUUUCCAUUUGGUGGUGGCCAGACAUGGGAGCAAAGUGAGAAAAUUAUGGCUGAAUACAAAACAGUAAAUUUAGCCAAAUAUUUAUUAUGGAGUUUCUAGCUGUGGUUUCAGAGACAAAACGUAACAUUGCACCAUUCUCAGUUAAACACACAUACAGGUGCUGAACACCUCAUGCUCAGUUUUCAUUAUUUCACAUUGCUGUCUCCAUUCCAUUAGCUCACCUCUUGCAAGCCCUCAGCUCAGUCCACUAGUCCUUCUUACUAUCACAUGAUGCUGUGAUUGUGUGUGUACUUAAUUCAGAAUUAGCAUGAUGCUGUGAUUGUGUGUGUACUUAAUUCAGAAUCAGCAUGAUGAUGUGAUUGGGCAUGUGUAUAAUUCAGACUUAAUAUUAUUAUAUUACAUUAAAAUGAAGAAUGAAGCAUGGUUGAAACAUAAAGAAUGUUCCUUUUUCUCCCUUUACUUUGUUUGGGGCAUUAGCAGCCUGUAAUUGAGUUCUUGUAGUUAAUUGUGUUGUUUUUGUGGCUGUUGCAGUUUAAAAGAUCCGUAUUAUAUUCUCGAAAGGGAGAGAUAGCAAAAGAGGUAAUAACUCUUAUCAUAGCCUAUCCCCUUGUGAAAUCCACCCAUCAGAGGAAAUGAGAGUUUCCUGUUAUUUUUUUUCAAUCUUUUCCUUUAGAAAGGUUUAGAUGUGCACUCUCGAUUCACAAGGAGACAGGAGGAUAAACUCCUCUAAAAUGGAAGAAGCUUGUUCUUCAAGUAUUUUAUUAGUCCUGCUAUGGGCCCUUGUAGGAUACGAUGGGCUCACUUGUGGAACUCCAACAACAGCAAACACAACGACGCAAGGUUCUUAUCUGACAAACGGGUACAAUGAAGGGCUCCAAAUCUGUGAUGAAGCAGGUCUCUGCCCUGAGCAUUGUGCACCCUGUGAAGGACACUGUGGAAUGUUCUGCUACGAGUGCCUUCUUGAAGAAAAGUGCUGGAGAGAUUUCAACAAGACCAUGAAUGAACUGGACAACACAAAAUGGUGUACAUGGAAUAACAUUAGCAGACCCUACAGCAAUUUCAGUCAGUGCACAGAGGAUGUGGCUGACUGUCUAGGUAUUCCUUGGCCCAACAAAAAGAGUGACGACCUAUUCAUGAAACUGCACUCCAAGCACUUCAAAAACUGUGACAUCCGUUCUGAGUACAUUGAGCCCCCUCUGAAAGUAAUGACAGCUCUCGUCAUGACACCCAUCUGCCUCAUUCCACUGAUGGUCAGCCUGGUUGUCUGGAAGACUAAAGACGGAGAGCCCAGCUCAUGAAUCCCAUGCACUUUGACAUGUACCAGCUGAUUCCACAUGUAAAAAGACUGGAAGAGGAAAUAUGGAAACACAAAACCAUUUGCAUAAUGGUUUGUGACUACAAUUUUACAAACUGCAGGCUCCUCUGUACAAUGUUUUGGGUAUAUCAUUCUUGUUACCUUGCUGUGAGUAUGUUAUACUGGAUAUAAUAUAUAUUUUCAUGCAAUACUAGUAUAGCAUGAAAUCUGACCUCCUGUGUAUCAAAGUGCAGUGGGCGUUUUAUUGUCAUUCCUGUAGAUCAGAACAUGCAAUGCUUACAGAUUAUGCACAAAACUUGCAGGCUGCUGUUUCCCUGCACCAUAAACUUUAAGCACAUAAUCUCAACCUCUCAUUUACCUCAGAUAUUCAGAGUGAAAUAAGUGAAGUGUGAAACUCUUUGGCAAUAAACACUUUGACUUGCUUUCUUCUGCGUUACUAAUACUAAGGUUAAGGGAGUGAGAAACGUUGUGCAGAUUUAGAUCAGAGCUUCUCAUUGUUAUACUGGAGGAUGAGACUCCAGGAGGCUUUUUUAAAUGUCCUUAAGUCAUGAACGGCACAGGACGUCUUGGUUUAAUUUAUUCAACUAAGGCUUAGCUGGACAAAUUCAAUCCUCCUUUACAGGUCUGAAGCUGCACCCAAUUUCUGGAGGCACAAUUAAAUGUACUGGACUGCUGAUCUUGAGAAGCACACAAGGGAAGCUCUGGUCUAAAGCUUUAAAUCAGUCACUGGCAGCUGCAGUCUUUGAGGGCCUGUACCUUGCAAUCCAGAGCUACGACCUUAAAAAACAAAUGACAUCACUUCCAAAAUAAUUGGUUCACUUAAUCUGCUUCGAAUCCAACAAGUGCUGGGGACUUGCAAAAAUGAUGAAUUUGUAAAAUUAAGCAGAGAAGGUAAUUAAUUUCAGAGAAAAUCAAAUCCAGAUAUCCCUGCAGCCCUGAAGAAACAGAGUUUUGUGUUACCGAAACACAGAAUGGUCUUUAAAGACGUCAUUGUGCUUACAGCUGGGGUUUUGCCCUGGCUCUGUGUUUCCACCACACACUGAGGUACUUCAAACUUUCAUCUUAACCGCAAAGUAAAAAGUAAACAUGAAAAAUGGUAUCAAAGUUAUAACAUGAAUUAACUGCUCCAGCUGAUUUGAUUAAAUUUGUGUUGUUUGCUUUGCUUUUUACCAGACCCAUCUGUUUGGAUUCUGUUUAGUGGUAGGACCCUGGGAACAGCUGAUCAACAUUACUGUACUUGCUAGAUUAGCUUUUCAAGUGUUUAAUGACUAAGGAACACAAAAUCAUCACAAAUAAACUGAAAUUAAUUCAUUCUAAAAGCAGGACUAAUUCAAUUUGCAUAUUUAAUUUUUUUUACAAAAUUGCAAUGGUGUUGUAUUUAUGCUAUGUUUGCAUUUAAAAGGGAGAUACGUUAUGAUAGUAUUUUUUUUUAUCUUUUCACUAUAUUCAAUAUAGAGGCAUAUUUGAAAGACCUGUCCAAUCCAGUGAUUUCCCUCAUUUCAACUUAGAGACAUUUUGCAGCUGUAAGAUAUUAAACCACCACGUCUGUAGAACCACUGACGUAUUUAAAACAAGGAAGAAAACGUUUCAGCAUGAACAUUUCUCGUCACAACCCUUUCUAAUGAAGUCCAUUAUUGCAUGACUACCUUGUAAAGAACAGAACAUGUUUUCCUCUUCUGCUUUGCAUUUUCUAGUUUGCCAAGUCAGGUAGUAACAUUAUUGCCUAAAAGAGCAGUGUUUCUGCUUGUGUGCAGUGUUAAUGUCGACCACUGUAAAACACAAUUCCAGGACUUGGCUUAAUCAAUUGAAUCCACACCUCAGGCGGAAAAGCAAAGCUCCAGAACUGUUUUUUCCUUGUAGAAGGCGAAUAAACAAACAGUGCUUUCCAGUGUUCUGUGAUGAAAUUCCAUAAAUUUAAGGUGGACGGGAUUGCAGGGAUAAGUGGAUCCACAAUUCCAGGAAAUAAGCAUGUCUUGAUAAUCUUCCUGGAAUUGUCCUCCAGUUUACUGCUCAAUCCCAUUGUCUCUACAUUCUGGGGCUAUUCCAACAACUGGCACCAGAUUAAUGAACUGUGUGAUGCGGGAGAAAAGUAAAGGAACUGGUCAGGAACAAAUACUUCUGCUUCUGCUCUCACAUGUGGUAUGAACACCAAGAAAAAGAAUUCUAAGAAUAACAAAUGUUUGUUGACAUCUGCAUUCUUUAAACCAUUUUCUCAAUUUGUUUUUUUAUAUGUUUUGUAUUUCCAUUCCUAGAAUUCGGAAAGUGCAUCUAUGAAAUUUUUCUUUAUAUGUAAAUAUUUAACCAAUUAAAGAAAUAUUUACUUCUUCUGGGAUAUAUUUUUAUAACAACCAACACUUUUGUAUGUGUUGUCCUAAUUCUGUCUUCUUCCCAUUUGGUAUCAUUUCAACAGAUUCAAAAUGAUUGGAACAUAUUCUGAUACUUUGGAAUAUUGCCAUGUUUGUUAAAACAAUGACCACGGGUGAUGGCCAUCUCUCAAUGCUGUUUUCUUGAUAUAUAUUUAUAGUAUUUAUAUUGUUAUAUCAAUCUCUAUGUUUUGUUUUGUUAUAUUGUUACACAAUAUGUAUACUUAGUAAUACAAUAUACAGCUUUAGUAACCCUA